This is a messenger RNA of Thelazia callipaeda (thelaziosis nematode), 694 nucleotides long. The record is from the annotation of a GenBank genome assembly. NCBI's taxonomy places the organism in Eukaryota, Metazoa, Nematoda, Chromadorea, Rhabditida, Thelaziidae.
UCCCGACAAAUUCGGUAUUUGGCUUAAACUGUUACUGGGGAAUUUCAUAUGAAUAUUUUCAUUCGUCAAUUUUUUUCAAAGGUGAAACUUGUAAAGCAGCAAAUUUCUGCAUCAAAUAUCACCGUUUUGAUCUUCAAGAGAGCUUUUUAAAGUUCUGGAUACGAACUGAACUUCCUGAAAAACAUAGUGAUUACCGAAACAUGAAAUUGAUCCUAAUUUCAAGAAUUGAGAACGAGCAUAUUACCGAUUCCUUAGACUCCUAUAGACAGUAUACUUUCCACUUAAUUUUUCGUUUUCAGCAGCAAUCAUUCACAACAAAAUCUUGUGAUUACGAAGGAACUUGCAAAACUGAAGACUGUACUCUCGGACUUGUUGGUGCCAAAUAUAUGGGGUAUGUCAAAGGACCACUGGUCAAAAUUUGGGAUUGUUGCUGUCAUACAUCGCUUUGCAAUGCCGCAUUUGAUCAUUUGAUACCCAAAUUUGAAUUAAUAGAUGAUAAAGAAAAUAAAAUUAAAGCCGACAUCACAAAUGCAUCACAAAUACAACGUAUCUUUGCUGCGUUUAAUAUUUUAUUAACGUAUAUUCGCUCUUGUCAGGCUGAUACUCAGUGCAUCGCCGCUAAAAACACUUUUUUCUCUAAAGCGUUAUUUGGCAUUAGCUCAAAAUUUGCUGCUAAAAGACGCACUCAAUAAAA